Molecule: messenger RNA, 1080 nt
Organism: Scylla paramamosain (green mud crab)
Lineage: Eukaryota; Metazoa; Arthropoda; Malacostraca; Decapoda; Portunidae
Exons: 7
Coding region: 1-726 (241 amino acids)
Source: RefSeq, a predicted model, not a curated record
AUGGGAUCAUUGAAGGAGUGGGGACAGAGGGCAGGUGAGCAUUUACUGUCUCCUGAGAAAAACAUCAGCAGAGGAGACGUGACCCUUGACUCUGUGUCUCCUCUCAACUCUCCGUCCUUCACCCUCAAUGAGACAGUACCAGACUUCAAUCUUGACUUCAACCUUGAUGAAGCCUUGAAAUUUGUUGGACUGAACUGUUCUGAGACUAAGGAAACUGUCUGGAAGCCCUCAGAGCCUGAACCCACCUCUGACAACAAGGAAAGCCCUGGUAAGGAGGAGGAGGACAGCUUAGACACCUUGAACGACACCCUGGACGAUAUGAUCCAGGCCUCCCAGCUUCAUCCUCAACACCUGCGCUCACUACAGGGUACUGCUCGGGCUGCAUCCCACUCGACGAAUCAAAAUAUUUUACAGGAGAAAUUUCUCUUGAAAACCCAGCUAAUCAUCUAUGUGGUCUCUGAAAAUGGUCAUAGUGAGAGCAGAGCGCUUCAGAAUAUGGGCCAUGGUUUUACACAUGCAUCACUACCCACUGCAUACUCCAGCAGCAGCAGCAGCAGCAUCAGCAGCAAACAGCUAAAUGCUGCAUCACCCAUCAAGAGGAUGAAGAUUGCAGCCACAUCAGAGAGGCUGGCUGUGAAUUUAGUCUUCCUGCCACACGUUGAAGUUCCUGCUGAUAGCCAAUUGGUCCUCACCUUGUUCAUCAGGCUUGACUCUUGCAUCUUCUGAAGGCUGUAGGAAGAGUAAGUAAGCCCGAUAGCAUUGCCUCCUGUGAUGUAUUGGACUGGCAGUUCCUUGAUUCUGGAGGAGUCUGCAAUAGGAAGACCACAAAUGUAGUAGUUGGUUGUGACAUCCAUACCUAUGAACAUUUAUUUACCUGCCAAAAUGCUUAAUUAUGUAAGGGACUCCCCAGAUUGUGGAGAUCCCAACAUUGUGGAAGCCCCUGGCCCCUGGGCAGCUGCCCUCUUUGCCCACUCCUAAAUCAAGGGCCCUGCACAAAUUUUUCUCUCUCUCUCUCUCUCUCUCUCUCUCUCUCUCUCUCUCUCUCUCUCUCUCUCUCUCUCUCUCUCUGUCUGUCUGUCU